AUGCAACUUUAUCUAAAGUUGGUGCUUUUCUUAGCACCGUUUGUUGCGUGGUUUUUGGUCCUGGACUUUUUCCUGACACGAUAUGCAAGCCGAAUCAAUGUGGACGUGUUGAAUUCAAAGGCCCGUCUCGAUUCAUCUGAAAAAGUCCCGGCCCCACCGAAAUGGGGGGUCGUGUCUCCCAAGUAUAUUGUGACUGGCGGUGCAGGGUUUGUGGGCUCGUGGAUUUCCCGGUUUCUUUUAUUUCGUGGUAUUAACCCAGCCGACAUUACCAUAUUAGAUAAUAAUCCGCGUGCACCUCCAGACCUGAUCAAGUACGGGGUCAAGUACAUUAAUGUUGAUUUGACUGACGAUGAAGCUUUGAUCAAAGAGCUGGACGGAAUCGUGGGAGAUAAGGGCGGCGUAAAUCUUGUUGUAUACCAUGCGGCCGCCAUACAACGUCACUACAUUGGAUACCGGUUUUAUGAUCGCGCUCCGGCUAAGCAAAACGUGAACAUGGCUCAGAGUCUGGUGGAGGCAGUGAACCACAUUGCAGCACGGUUGGAACCUGAAGCUGCAAAUAAUACCAUUACUGUGAUUAACAUUGGCGAUGCGCAAAGUGAUUACGAGGCACCCAGGUGGUGGCAGGUGUGGGACUUUAACAACUGGGUGGAUACGUAUAAGCGGGGGAAAGUUCCUGCUAGUUCGCGUAAAUAUCUUUCGUCGUAUGCUCAAUCCAAAGCAGAGGCGGAAGCAAUUUUGUUGUCUGAAAAGAGUUUUGCCAGUAGCAAUAAGGCAACAUGCGUGAAAGUGGUGUCACUACGGGUACAAGGGAUAGUGACAGGAUACUAUGGUGAGCCCAUUUUGUCUCCAGCAAUGUACUAUGGUGGUAUCAUUGACCACCAAUGGAGUAUACCGACGUGUUUUAUUCAUGUUGAAGAUGUUUGCCGAGCAGCUUUAUUAGCAGAAAACGCAUUGGCUAAAGAGGUCUGCGGAGAAGUUUCGGAAGACACGGUAGUUUCAUGGCACAGUUUUGUUGUUUCGAAUGGGCAGACUGUUCGGUUUGGGGAUGCAAUGAAGUCACUAGUGGAAUCAGAUACUUUACGCGACAUUCGCAUCAAUCCUGGGUUAGUACUAGCGACAAGUUUUAUUGUGAACCUAUUAUUGCAUAUUUACCCAGGUCCACAGAAAAAGUGGCGCUCGCGCGACACGUCAGUGUUCUCUGGUCGAUGGUGGGUGCUAACACCUGAGCGCUUUGCAACUGUGCAAACGGCCCAAAUUCCAGUUGCUUCGGAAAUUGCACGUACGCGGAGAGCACUGGGUUUUCUGGCGGUGCAUGGUGCAUUGGCGGCUUUACAGGAUCAGGCUGCGGAUUUUGGGAAGCACAAGGACUUGAUUCGAAAGUCUGCAGUGGCAGCGCAGGAACAGGAAGGUGCGUAA
This is a messenger RNA of Magnusiomyces paraingens, 1416 nucleotides long. RefSeq lists its product as uncharacterized. NCBI's taxonomy places the organism in Eukaryota, Fungi, Ascomycota, Dipodascomycetes, Dipodascales, Dipodascaceae. Bases 1 to 1416 code for a protein of 471 amino acids. The record is from RefSeq and is a predicted model, not a curated record. The transcript has a single exon.